Aplosporella prunicola CBS 121167 is the source of this 3459-nucleotide messenger RNA. RefSeq lists its product as uncharacterized. The coding region runs from base 1 to 3459 and encodes 1152 amino acids. Lineage: Eukaryota; Fungi; Ascomycota; Dothideomycetes; Botryosphaeriales; Aplosporellaceae. The transcript has 3 exons. Gene Ontology annotation, biological process: protein phosphorylation. The record is from RefSeq and is a predicted model, not a curated record. Gene Ontology annotation, molecular function: ATP binding; protein kinase activity.
AUGGCGCCACGUCGCCCCGGCUUUUUCCAACAGGUCGAGCAUGGAAAGCACCCUCCGCCGACAAUCGCCAGACUAACCAUGCCUUCAGUUCCCAACCCCCGUCCCGCCAGAGCCAAGUCCUUUUCCUCUCGCGCCACCGAGCCGAGCCCGCUUUCCCAUCGCAUCUCCUCCAGCUUACCGCCCGCACCCCCGUCCUCGCCCGACCCGUCCAGCUGGGGCGCAGCCCUUGUCAUCCUCGCUUCACCUGAGCUUCCGCCGCCGCAUCUCCGCUCCGACAAGUCGCCGUCCCUGCCCGACGAUUGGAAGCUCCCCGAUUCCGCCUGUUCGCUCAAGCGCCGCAACGCCCGUCGCGCCCGUGAACGAGCCAUGGCCAAUUCGCUGCUCAACCCCCGCACCGCCAGUUCCAAGGCCAGGGCUAUCCAAGAGGCCCAAGAGGCGCAGAGGGUGGUCGAAGACCGCGCCGCGCGAAGUGGAACGGCCGCGCCGCCCUAUGAUUUUCUCGAGUUGAUCGGCAAAGGCAGUUUUGGUCGAGUCUACAAAGGCAAAAACCGCGAGACCAAUGGCGUCAUCGCCAUCAAGAUUCUCGAAGUAGACAAGGCCGACUACCUGGAGGCUUACGACCGCAGAGAUGACGCUGUCAACAACUUUUUAAAAGAGACCAACAUCCUCCGAACCCUAAAAGACAGCGGAGCAAAAAACGUCAAUUUGUUGCAUGACACCUUCAGUGUUCACUCUACACUUUGGAUUGUCAGUGACUAUUGCCCUGGUGGCAGUGUCAGGACCUUGUGCCGUGCGAACCCAAACCCGCUCCCCAACAGACCAGGCCCUCUUGAGGAGAAAUUCAUCAUUCCCAUCGCAAGAGAACUGGCUGUCGCCCUUGAAAGUGUUCAUCAAGCGGGUAUUGUCCAUCGCGACCUGAAAUGCGCGAACGUUCUCAUCAGAGAAGAUGGCUGUGUACAGCUAUGUGAUUUUGGUGUUGCCGGUGUCCUGCAAAGUAACUACGACAGGAGGGCGACCAUCAUUGGCACGCCCCAUUGGAUGCCCCCUGAGAUGAUCCGCGAGGACAUUGGAACCGGAUAUGGUUUCGAAAUUGAUGUUUGGGAGUAUGGUUGCACAAUCUAUGAGAUGGCCACUGGAGUGCCUCCAAAUGCCACUACCGCAGUAGCGGAUCUUAUGUUGAGGACAGAAGCGCCACGCUUGGAUAGCAAGAGCCACUCCCAGGAAUUGGCAGACUUUAUCGCUUUCUGCCUAAAGUCCAGUCCAGAGGAACGGCCGUCAGCGCAAGAAGUCCUUGACCAUCCAUAUCUUGCUGGAUCCGAAGAAGAAUACCCGACAGAAAGUCUCACUGCACUGAUAGAGCGAUUCAAGGAGUGGGAGUCACGCGGCGGUAACAGGUCGUCUCUAUGGCAUGAAGGAGGUGCUGCAACUAUGGAUCCGUUGAACCCUCAAUCUCAGACGGAAGACGACUGGGUAUUCAGCACCACUGCAGACUUUGACAGGAAGUUCGAGCAACAAAGAGGGUCCGCGAACGAUCCUUCCACAGAGAAUGGUUCAGCCACUGAAGACAAGCCUGCCGGUCCAGGAGGCCGCAGACGUAACUUCGCACUCCAACAAAAGGCGAUGAAGGAGAACCAAGUCAGGCGCGGUGGUGAAGCUAUGGAGAGGCUCUUCAAUCCGGAUGGACCAGACUAUCAGUACAAUGGACGGUACGAACCUUUUCAGCAAAUUUCGCCCCGUCAGCUUCAAAACGCCCCGGACCGUUCCUCGAAUGCCUCGGACCUUGCGCUUCGCAACUAUGGAGGUGAUCGUGCCUCCAACCGCGUCACAAUGAUCGACCUAGAUGAUGGCAUGGUUGUUGUACCAGAUAUGGAUGCUGCACCAACCAUAAGAGCCAGCAGGUUCAAUUUGAGGAUGUACGAGGAGGAAGAAGACGAUUAUCCAUAUCAGCCAAACCGAGGCUCAAAGCGUGCCACAAAGGACUGGAAGUUCCCUAUGGCAGCGGAUCCGGAACCUGAAAAAUCGCAAUCGAACCGUAAAACAAUGGAGUGGACCUUCGCACAGGCGAAUCGCAAAACCAUGGAAUGGAGUUUCGCAUCCUCCAUGGCUGAGAUGACUGGCGAUGGCAACCAAGACUUCCGCAACAGCAAGAUUGCUCAGCGUCGUCUUACAAAGGACCAGCCGGCACCUUCGAACAUGGACCCUAAUGAUGAUCGCCGAAGCUUCCUUCCUGGCUUUUCAUUCCCAAUGGGCCCGGUCGAUGAAGAGGACUAUCCUGUCCCUGUCGCGAGAGCCUCUUUGCAGCCUUCUCCACCUCUAGGCGCCGCGUUCCGUCCUCAACUGAAGCACGCUGCUACUCAGCCUAUCGGUAAUUUCGACGAUUUCUAUGUCAGCCAGUCUGCGCCUGAAUCGCCGAACCGGGGCUCUAUGAUUGACCUCGAUUUUGCUGACGUUACUCUCGGCCCUCGUCCUGCUACCUCUGCCACGGAUUACCCCGAGCCCAUCAAAAGCCCUGAAGCUCCAGCUCAGGUCACGGAUUCUUUCGACCUUGAGGAUCAGGCACAACUGUCGAAGAGCAACAACAGGGCUUCGUAUCAUCAGAAGUCGCAAUCGGCUCCUCACCACCGCGUGUCCCUCUUGCAGGCCCAGAAAGACGACGGCUAUAAUCAAGGCUAUGUCUCCGACAAUGGAUCAGCAUUGCAAGCACGUGAUCGUCUCUCGAAGAUGUUGGGUGAGCCGAGCGACGCACCGGUCAUAACAGAGUCCGACUUGUCGGUUUCCAAUUCAGGCCAAGGCGACUUCCCGGAUGGCCCCACCGAAAUCCUCGCUGAUCCCACAAGAGUCGUCGAUGCAACAAUCAGGGCCUCUCGUCAUGGUUUCAAUGUUGGGACGACACCGGCCCCCCAACAUUACAUCCCAUAUAAUUACCACCUGGACGACACACCUCCCUCAACGAGCGGAGGAUCCUUUUCAAGCAGCAAUUUUGCCUCUCCUGAUACUGCUGCUCUGGUUGCGAAUGAGCAGCUAACUCAACUCACGACGCCCCGCACUUCUGUCGCUACGUAUUCUCCGCGGAGCGCCAUCAGUAACUUUACGCAACAAUCGUACGACUUGAACGGUGAUGGUAUUCCUUUGAGGAAGCCGCAAUUCACGAUGCAAGCGGCCCGUCCUAUCCCGCCUCAUCCGGAUGCGCUCGAGGUCGACGCUGAUCCUCGCCUGAUGGCCAACGAAGCGAGCAAAGCUGCCCAGCAGCACCUCUUGUACUUGAAGACUUUGCAGCGUACUCUCAAGAUGUGCGGGUCGCAAGCUCAGGCACGUCGUGCGGGCCGCAAAGCUCGUAUGAACGGCAGCGGCGACAGUGGGCUUGCUGCGAGCAGCGUCGAAAGCAGUGACGUUGAGAGCACCAACACUGGAGGCACUGUCCGACGCGUCACGAGACGCGCCGAGAGCGCCAUGGAGUAA